AUUAUUUAAUAGAGUGUGCAUGAUACUACAGCCAUUUUGGAUUAAAUUAACGCAUUCUGAGUUCAGACCUUUCACUGAAUUCUUAUAGGUAUUCUACAUCCCCCCAGUUGAUUGUAUCACCUCAUGUUCACACCCACGUCUGCUUGGCCCACCAAUCACUGUCAAGUCGGUGAGAGAGAGAGAGUUUCGAUUGUCAACGCCAAAUUCAAUAGCAUAACUAGGGGGGGAAAAAAUAUGGUGAAAGCCAGAGCAGGCCCAUUCAAUCCUUUCCUGUCUCUGAACCAUUGCUGUGUUCCUCUUCCUUUCAUCUAUACUCUCUGUUAUGGGUUAUUCACUAUUUGUCUUAGCAAUCUUUUUCUUAUCUUGUUCUCUUGUUUCUUGUAUUACUUCAACAGAGUUUCUAUACCCAAACUUCACUGCUUCCAAUCUCCAAUUCGUUGACAAUUUUGGCAACUUUUUAAUCUCUCGUAAUGGAACAUUCAAAGCCUCUCUGUUCAAUCCAAAUGGUCAGCAAACAAACUUCUAUUUGUGUGUCAUUCACAUGGCAUCCAAUGCUAUCACUUGGUCUGCUAAUCGUGAUGCUCCCAUUUCGAAUUCAGGAAAGAUGAGUCUAACCCUUGAUGGGAUUUCAAUUACCGAUCAAGAUGGCGCUUUUAGAUGGUCAACUGCGCCAUUGAAGGCGUCGGUGUCCGCUCUUCAGUUAACCGAAAUGGGCAAUCUUCUUUUGCUUGAUCAAUUCAAUGUUACCCUUUGGGAGAGCUUUCGUUAUCCAACGGACACGAUUGUGAUUGGGCAGAAUUUGCCUCUUGGGUUAUUGCUGUCGAGCGCUGUAUCAAGCGGUGACUUGUCAACUGGCAAUUACAGGCUCGCGGUUAGUGCCUCAGACGCUUUACUGCAGUGGCAGAAUUUGACAUAUUGGAAACUGUCGAUGUAUACCAAGGCUUAUACGAACUCAAAUUAUGCAGUGGAGUAUAUGGCGAUAAACCAAACAGGUCUGUAUCUGUUUGGUCAUAAUGGUAGUGUAGUUGUUAUUCAGGUGAACUUGUCUCCAUCUGAAUUUCGAAUAGCCAAGCUUGAUUAUUCUGGCCAGUUCAAUGUCUUUUCUGGGUCUAGCUUGAAACGGGAAUUUGUGGGCCCAGAUGAUAAAUGCCAAAUUCCUUUCAUCUGUGGAAGGCUUGGUUUGUGUUCUGAUGAUGCUGCAUCUAAUCCAAUAUGCUCAUGUCCACCUAACUUCCAUGUAAUUUCAAAUUCAGCUGAUUGUGUGCCAAGUGAUGGUUCUUAUUCCUUGUCAGUUUCAUGCAGUUCAACGGAUAACAACAGUGGGAGUAACACUUCAUUGGUGUCAUAUUCGAGGCUUGGCUAUGGUAUUGACUAUUUUGCGAAUGAUUUCACUAUGCCUGUAAAGUCUGGUGUUAACUUAUCAGUCUGUGAAGAUCUCUGCUUGGCGGACUGUUCGUGCUUGGGAGUUUUCUUUGAAAACUCAUCCGGUUCGUGUUUUGUCCUUCAAAAUGAGUUGGGAUCGGUUAUGUCAACCACCGGAAGUGACGGUGAUCGAUUGGGCUUUAUUAAAACACUAGUUGGAUCUUCGCCUACAAAUGGUAAUAAUAAUUUUAAUGGUCAAGCACUAAGAUUUCCCAUAGUUGGUUUGGUGCUCUUGCCUUUCACGGGGUUUUUUCUGUUAGUUGCCCUGGGAUUCUUCUGGUGGAGAAGGUCCAGAAUCUCUAAAACUGGAAAGGUAAAACUCAGCUACCCAACCUCUCCUUCUUCAGGGGAACUAGAUUCCUUCUCUAUCCCAGGCUUACCUGUAAGAUUCGAGUAUACAGAGCUAAAGGAUGCAACCGAUAACUUCAACACUCAGAUUGGAUCAGGUGGGUUUGGUGCAGUAUACAAGGGUACUCUCCCAGAUAAAUCUCUAGUUGCGGUAAAGAAGAUCACUAAUUUAGGCAUUCAAGGGAUGAAGGAUUUCUGCACUGAGAUUGCAAUUAUAGGAAAUAUUCAUCAUGUCAAUUUGGUCAAGUUGAGAGGCUUUUGUGCUCAAGGGAGAGAACGAUUGUUGGUUUAUGAGUAUAUGAAUCGUGGCUCCUUAGACCGAACCCUCUUUGGUAAUGGACCAGUUUUAGAAUGGCAAGAAAGGGUUGAAAUAGCGCUUGGAACUGCACGUGGGCUUGCAUACUUGCACAGUGGGUGCCAACAGAAGAUCAUCCAUUGUGAUGUCAAGCCGGAGAACAUACUCUUGCAUGACCAAUUCCAGGCAAAAAUCUCUGAUUUUGGGCUCUCAAAACUUUUAGGCCCUGAACAGUCUGGUCUAUUCACAACAAUGAGAGGUACUCGUGGCUAUCUUGCUCCUGAAUGGCUUACUAGCUCUGCAAUCUCAGACAAAACCGAUGUUUAUAGUUUUGGAAUGGUAUUGCUUGAAAUUGUGAGUGGAAGAAAAAACUGCUCAAUACGAACACAAAGCCAUAGUAUUGAUGAUGAUACUAGUGGUGGUGGCUACUCAUCAUCUUCAUCAGGACCGCCACAACUUGUUUAUUUCCCACUCUUUGCACUGGAAAUGCACGAGCAAGGAAAGUACUUGGAAGUUGCUGAUCUGAGGCUAGAGGGGCGGGUCACUAGUGAAGAAGUGGAGAAGUUGGUGCGUGUGGCUUUGUGUUGUGUUCACGAGGAGCCAGCACUUAGACCGAAUAUGGUUAGUGUUGUUGGCAUGUUGGAAUGUGAGAUACCUGUGGGUCAGCCAAGGCUGGAGUCUUUGAACUUUUUGCGCUUUUAUGGGCGUCGAUUUACUGAGGCUUCCACAAUAGAAGAGAACGAUGGGCAAGAUGAUUUUAUGUUAUAUCCACGAGCAAAUGCUUCUGUUAGUAGUAAAAUGAGUGGCUCACCUACUUCAUUCUCUUAUAUAUCAUCACAGCAGGUCUCAGGCCCAAGAUAGUAUUCAUUGGCUGAGAUUUUUACUACUAGUUUGUGGUUUACUGUGGAUUAAUUGUGUGCCAUUAAAUGUACGUAAUUCUAUUUUUCAUUUAGCUAUUGUAGUCUCUCUAAUGAAAUUCAAUAACUCAAUUCUUACUUCUUCUUGUA
Molecule: messenger RNA, 3072 nt
Organism: Camellia sinensis
Lineage: Eukaryota; Viridiplantae; Streptophyta; Magnoliopsida; Ericales; Theaceae
Product: S-locus lectin protein kinase family protein
Biological process (GO): protein phosphorylation
Molecular function (GO): ATP binding; protein serine/threonine kinase activity
Source: RefSeq, a predicted model, not a curated record